Molecule: messenger RNA, 522 nt
Organism: Cylicostephanus goldi
Lineage: Eukaryota; Metazoa; Nematoda; Chromadorea; Rhabditida; Strongylidae
Source: the annotation of a GenBank genome assembly
AUGGAUAGCCUCGAUUUCUUAACUGUACGUGGAGCCGGCCAUUUUGUUUCGUCAACUAAUGAAAAGCCUAAAGAAGCUUUGCAACUCUUUGUCAACUAUCUACGCGGGACGAACUACAGUACUCCGAUCGCGGGACCUUCAACUGUAACAAGUACUAUCAGUACUAUUGUAACUGCUAGUACCACCAGUAGUACUGAAGUUACUCUUACUUCUGCUACUAAAACUAACAAUAUAUCGUCAAUACCGUCAUUCCCGCCAUCGUCUUUGACAACACCACCAAUCCAGCCUACAACUACUAGUGAAAGUACAACAACAUCAACGGGAUAUGUAUUUGCUGCAAAUCAUGCUGCUAUCAAAAAAGGCAAGUUGACGGAUGCAUUUAUCAGGCUGAAAAUAGUUUCUCGAGCAAAAAAAAAAACAAAGAGGAUAUUAUGCUAUCUGGAGGGUAUAGCACCCGGUCUUAGUGAAGGGAUUUGCCCCAAAUCAGAAAAAUUACGAAUUUUAGAAGUGUUUGGAACUUAG